AGACAACCGUGCGCAACGGAUGGUGUGUGUGCCAAGUAACAGAAGUGCAUGUAAUAUUUCUAUCCAGGAAGUGAUCAGUAGAUGUUUGCUGUUAUCCUUUUAAGAUAAUUUACUUUUAACACACCAGGAACAUAACAGUGAAAUCUGCUGAUUGUGUCAUCGACAAAAUGGCAGAAUCUUUUUCUGAUGAUCAAAAUCCUUUCAACUGUCCGAUCUGUCUUCAUCUUCUAAAGGACCCUGUAACUACAACUUGUGGGCACAGUUACUGUAUGAACUGUAUUGAAGAGUACUGGGAUCGGGAUGGUCAGAAGGGAGUUUACAGCUGCCCUCAGUGCAGACAGACGUUCUCUCCAAGACCAGCUCUCAGCAGAAGCACUGUGCUAGCUGAAGUUGUAGAGAGAAUAAAGAGGGCAGAACCAAAAGCUGUAAAAGCCUCAUUACUGGUUUGUGCUGUGCCCGGGGAUGUGGAGUGUGAUGUCUGCACAAAGACAAAACUAAAAGCAAUCAAGUUUUGUUUGGCAUGUUUGGCUUCUUACUGUGAAACUCACAUCCAAACUCAUUAUACGUCUUCUGCAUUAAAGCGUCACAAACUAGUCAAUGCCUCGCCACACCUACAGCAGCAGAUCUGCUCUCAACACGAUAAACAACUGGAGUUGUACUGCUGCAACGAUCAGCAGUUGAUAUGCAUGCAAUGUGCUUUAAUUAACCACCAAAAUCAUAAAAUAGCUUCACCUGCAGCACAGAGAAAACAAAUACAGACACAGUUGAAAUCAAAUCAGGAUGGUCUAAAAAAGGACAUGCAUCAGCGAGAGAUGAAAAUACAGGAGUUAAGGCAAGCUAUGGACUCUCAUAAGCGUUCAGCACAGGCUGCAGUGGAGCACAGUGAGACAAUCUUUACAGAGCUGAUCAGCUCCAUGCAGAAAAGACGAGCUGAGAUCACUAUCAUUAUCAGAGCUCAAGAGAAAAAUGAAGUAAGAAGGGUUGAGGCACUUAUAAAUUCAUUGGAGCAAGAGAUCAGUGAUCUGAAGAAGAGAAACAAUGAACUGGAGCAGCUUUCACACAUAGAGGAUGAUGUCUAUUUCAUUCAGAAUUUCUCUUCUUUUCCCCGCUACCAACGUUCAAGCAUGUGCAGCAUCUCUGUCAAUCAACAUCUGACGUUUGAGGAAAUACAAACAAUUGUCUCUGAGCUGAAAAGUCAACUGGAUGAUCUCUGUGAAGAAGAUGCUGUCAGGAUAUCAGAGAAAGUUCCUGCUGUCCAUAUAAUGGCAAACAAUGAAAAGAUCACAGAAUAUUUGCCAUCUCAGCCCAAGACCAGAGAAGAGUUCCUUAUGUAUUCCACUGAUUUGAAUCUGAAUCAGUCAUCAGCCAGCAAUCGUCUCUCUAUACAAAACAAGUCUGUGUCAAGGAAUGAUUCUCUACAAAACAAUCACAAUGUUGCUUAUGAAAAUUGGGGGAUAUAUGACAGUUACAGCAGUUAUAACAGUAUGGUUACAUAUCAGGUGUUGUGUAAUGAGAGUCUAUCUGGACGCUGUUAUUUUGAAGUUCAGUGUCAAGGAACAGGUUGCUCUAUUGCAUUCUCAUACGACCAGAUUGAACACGGAGGAAAUUUUACCUUUGGAUGCAACAAAAGAUCCUGGAAAUUUGAUUUUCCAAUGGCUAAUCCUUGUGUAUGGCAGAAUAACCAAAAGACUAACAUUUCCCUAAUCUCUAAAAUUGGAGUGUUUCUGGAUCAAAAGGUGGGAAUUGUGUCCUUUUACAAUGUCUCUGACAAAAUGACCCUCCUUCACAGAUUCCAGACCACAUUCACUGGGCCCCUCUAUCCUGGGUUUUCAUUUCAGCAAUGGGGAAAUUCCUCAUCAGUGGCAAUUUGUGAUUUACCAUUUACAAAACAAACUAAGAAGAUCUAAUCUUUACUCGCAGUGAUAGUUAGUGAACUAUUAAUUAAGAGCCAUGGCAAAAGUAAUCACUGAAAAUGUGCUUAACCCUACAUUGCUACAGUAAAUUUUAUGGUCACAUUACACAGGUUCAUCUGAAUUUUUUUUUAUAUCUUUUAAAAGUUAACAUUUUCCUGUAAUUUAAUUCAAAAAGUGGAACUUUCAAAUAUUCUAGAUUCAUUACAC
Messenger RNA from Xyrauchen texanus (razorback sucker), 2120 nucleotides. RefSeq names its product E3 ubiquitin/ISG15 ligase TRIM25-like. Bases 168 to 1907 code for a protein of 579 amino acids. The record is from RefSeq and is a predicted model, not a curated record. The transcript is spliced from 9 exons. NCBI's taxonomy places the organism in Eukaryota, Metazoa, Chordata, Actinopteri, Cypriniformes, Catostomidae. Gene Ontology annotation, molecular function: protein binding; zinc ion binding.